This is a messenger RNA of Talaromyces atroroseus, 2067 nucleotides long. RefSeq lists its product as hypothetical. Gene Ontology annotation, biological process: transcription initiation at RNA polymerase II promoter. The transcript has 6 exons. Gene Ontology annotation, cellular component: transcription factor TFIID complex. Gene Ontology annotation, molecular function: RNA polymerase II general transcription initiation factor activity; protein binding. The coding region runs from base 1 to 2067 and encodes 688 amino acids. The record is from RefSeq and is a predicted model, not a curated record. NCBI's taxonomy places the organism in Eukaryota, Fungi, Ascomycota, Eurotiomycetes, Eurotiales, Trichocomaceae.
AUGUCUGCGCCUGGCGGCGGUGCCCCCAGUCCUGCGCCGCGCAGUGGCAGCAUUGGUCCCAAUGCCUCCAUGCAAGUGCCUCCUCAGCAGCCUUUGGCUGCAAAUCCACCAGUGGUUCAUACACCAACGACUCCUGGUCCAUCGACUCCUCAUGCGCCUGUGUCCCAACAGAAUCUUAAUCAAAUUGUCAUCGAUUAUCUUGCCAAAAAGGGCUACACAAGAACCGAGGCAAUGCUUCGCAUGGAAUCUGCCAGUCAGGAAAUAGAUGGCAGGUCUUUGCCCCAGCUUAAUGAAAAUCAACGACCAAAGUAUAGAAAUGGCUUCGAUCUCCUCAAGAAUUGGAUUGAAGACAACCUUGAUCUAUACAAGAAAAUAAGUCUGCCGGAGCACGUUCAGGAUAACGCCACGGCAAAGGUAUACAAAGGCAACAAAUAUCGGGUUAUUCUCAGCAAUCCUGCAUUCGCCAAUUUGAUGCAGUUUCUAGAAAACAAAUCCAAGGAAGGAGGCUCUGUCAUGUCUGCGAUCCUUAGUAGCUAUUGCAACAUCAUCACCAAGGACCGAGCAGCCGAUGAGCGCUUCAGUUUUGCUGCCAUGCUAGGUCGUGCUGACCAAACGAGUACUUUUCCCGCAGAAGACGAGGGCAUACCAGGCCACCACCCCGGUUCAGCUUACACAGGUGAUAACCCUGCCAUGACCGGGACCCUGCCUAAAUUAAAGCUUGGGAAAAUGGCCCCUGAACCAGAGUUAGAAAGCGAUGUUCGUGCCGAGCUCGAAGAACAUGACUCAAAGAAUCCUCCUCCACCUGGUCGCGGCACUCUCGUUGAAGAGUAUGAUCAGAUGAUCAAGGAGGAGGAGGAAGAGGAUGCUCCUACACGUGCUGAGAUUGCCUUUCCACCGUCGACAGCUCGUGACGUUGCCAUGGAAGUACAGCGGGUUAAGGAAAAUCGGGAUCGUUUCCGAAUCGAAGGUCGUUCAGGUGGCGUUGGUGUUGCAUGCUCUGUGUGUCUGUUCACAUUCCACAAUACUUACGAUCGGAUGAUCUGUACUGAUUUCUCCGACGACAAUAUGUUGGUUGCUGCUGGGUUCGAGGAUUCGUAUAUUCGCGUUUGGAGCCUUGACGGCAAAGCCAUAAAAGCUACACAUGAAGGCGUGGAGGAACACACUAGCACGCCUUCGAACUCGAAACGUUUAUUUGGCCACUCUGGUCCAGUAUAUGCUGUCAAAUUUGCUCCUUCAGCACAGCGUUCGGAGAAUGAAAUGGCUCCAACAAAUGCUCGAUGGCUACUUUCUUCAUCAGCAGACAAAACCAUCAGGCUCUGGUCACUAGACUUGUGGCAAUGUAUGGUAAUCUACAAGGGACAUGACCAACCAGUCUGGGAUUUGAGCUGGGGUCCUUUUGGCUAUUAUUUUGUGUCUGGGGGACACGACAAGACCGCUCGACUAUGGGCAACUGACCGAAUCCGUCAACAACGUAUCUUUGCAGGUCAUGAUCAAGAUGUUGAUUGCGUCUGUUUCCAUCCCAACUCGGCGUACGUCUUCACCGGAAGUUCUGACCGUACAGUUCUGCGUAUGUUCACAGGCCAUACAGGCAAUAUUACUGCUAUUGCAUGUAGUCGGAAUGGAAAACUUCUUGCGUCUGCUGACGAUCAUGGCUCUAUCUUCCUCUGGGACUUGGCGCCUGGCCGCCUGUUGAAGCGUAUGCGUGGACAUGGCAAGGGUGGCAUUUGGUCUUUGGACUGGAGUGUGGAGUCGACUAUCCUUGUAUCAUCAGGCGCAGACAAUACUGUGCGUGUAUGGGAUAUUGCGCCUCCAGCGCCUGAACCAAGUACGAACCAAGCGCGGCUGGCGGCUGAAAAUGGGGUUGGAGCAAAACUAGAUGCGAACACGACCGCCUCUGGUACGCAGGCUUCGACUUCCGUGGGACCUGGAGGUAGCAAGAAGAAGGGCAAGGAGAACGUGGUGACUCCAGACCAAAUCAGCGCUUUCCCCACGAAGAAAAGCCCCGUAUACAAGGUCAAGUUCACGAACAUGAACCUGAUUGUUGCUGGAGGCGCUUAUCUGCCAUGA